Molecule: messenger RNA, 1915 nt
Organism: Parus major (Great Tit)
Lineage: Eukaryota; Metazoa; Chordata; Aves; Passeriformes; Paridae
Gene: ZFAND2B
Product: zinc finger AN1-type containing 2B
Exons: 8
Coding region: 63-851 (262 amino acids)
Biological process (GO): protein targeting to ER; proteasome-mediated ubiquitin-dependent protein catabolic process
Cellular component (GO): cytoplasm; endoplasmic reticulum
Molecular function (GO): zinc ion binding
Source: RefSeq, a predicted model, not a curated record
CGUGACGCCCCGCCGGAAGCGGGUGCGGCGGGGCCGCCGGUGCCGGUGGCGGUAGUGCCGCCAUGGAGUUCCCGGACCUGGGCGCGCACUGCUCCUGGCCCGCCUGCCAGCGCCUGGACUUCCUUCCUCUGAAGUGUGAUGCCUGUGAGCAGAUCUUCUGCACCGACCACAUUGCUUAUGCCCAGCACGAUUGCACCUCUGCCUACAAGAAGGAUGUGCAGGUCCCAGUAUGUCCCCUCUGCAACACCCCAGUCCCUGUGAGGCGGGAGGAGAUGCCUGAUAUUGUGGUGGGUGAGCACAUUGACCGUGACUGCAAGUCCGACCCUGCACAACGCAAGCGCAAGAUCUUCACCAACAAGUGUUUGAAGCCUGGCUGCAAGCAGAAGGAGAUGAUGAAGGUGAUCUGUGACCAGUGCCACAAGAACUACUGCCUCAAGCACCGGCACCCCCUGGACCAUGACUGCAGUGGGGCAGGGCAUCCCCUUUCCAAAGCAGGGCAUGCUGCAGUUACCAGAGCCCAGGCAUCCUCCUCCAAAUUAGUCACUGCAUCAAGCAGCGGAGCCUGGCCAGCAGACAGCUCCUCUUCUCCAGCCCGUGCCAGCUUUUCUUCUGCUUGCAGAGGAGGCAGAGCGGCUGUGUCGCAGACUCGCAGCACCUCCCCUCCAGCUGUCAUGCUGCAGAAUGGGCUGAGCGAGGAAGAGGCACUGCAGCGAGCUCUGGAGAUGUCCCUGGCAGAGUCAGCACGCAGCUCAGCACAGCCACCAAGGCACACAGUUCAAAGCCAUCAAACUGCAGCAUGUCGUAGGCAGGUGAGGCAGGGUGUGCCAGCAGACACAGGAUCCUGCUUGUGACUCAAGGAGCGGCUCUGGCCUCCCAUGUGGAUCCUGUGGGGUUCUGGCCUGGACACUGGUACCAAGAGCCCCUUGCCAAGGACAGCUUAUCUCUCUGGGAGCUGUAAGCCACCAAAAAUACACUGACACUUCAGCCCUAGUACCUAUAUAAAAUUAGUGCAGCAAUUUGCUGAUGCUCCUGGGGAGGUGAAGACUGUAUGGGACAGGGCUGGGUACACACUGACCAAAGCAAGCAGCAGCCUAGGGUCUGCACUUACCCACAGUUGCCACAGCCACAUCCCAACACUGCUGGGACUGUGGGAGAGAGCUGUGUGGGGACCUCUCUGCAUGCUCAGACAUACAGCUGGGAUGUAGCUGCCUUCUGUAGAGGGAGGCUGGAUUCCAUGCUUUGGGGAGGGCUGUGCCAGCCCCUCAGGAAAGAGCAAAUGUGGCUGGGAUGGUCUCUUGCCUGGGCAUGGCAUGGAUGAAUGUGCAGCCUCCCAGCAGCAUGAAGGCAGCACCUUCCCUGCUCCCCACACCCUCGGUGCCUCCCUACUCUUUGCAUGCACAAGAGCGCAUUGGGCCUUACCCUGCUCGGCUGGGGCACAACCUCUCUGAGACUGAAUGGAGCUGCAUUUUCCUUCUGGUUUAAUAUAUUAAGUAACCUUGGCAGUGACUUGAAUGCCAGCGUCGCUCACAUGGGAUGGUUGCAGCUGCCUUCCUGCUGCUGGCUGCUCUCUGCUGCCCUAAGCUUAAACAGGGCCCUGUUUAAAUGCUGCUGGGGUAGGAAUGCCUUCCUUCUAGCUGUGUUGCUGGGGAUGCCCUCCUGGAUAGCAAUAGCACAGAACCUCUCCUUACAAACAAAGCCCUGAGCUUAGAGCCUGGUUGGGUGGAGGAGAUUUGUCCUGCAGGGGGUCUGCAGCCAUGCAGAGCUGUGCUGCUUUCCCGACUGGGCUGUCCUGCUCUGAGCAGCUGAGGGAGGGGGGUUCAGGCUGGGUCCAGGGAAGGCUGAGACUUGUCAAAGUGCUGCUUGAGAGAAAAUAAAAGCAUAGCACAAGGUACAGAGGUACCUGAGGGAGCAGUCA